CAGAUACGGCACGUGAUCACUCGUCGCCAUGCCGCACACUGGGCAAGCCGGAGUGAAUCAAUUAGGCGGCGUCUUUGUGAACGGCAGGCCGUUGCCAGACUGCGUGCGCCAGAGAAUCGUGCAACUCGCCAUGGUCGGCGUCAGGCCGUGCGAUAUUUCUCGACAGCUACUCGUGUCCCAUGGCUGCGUCUCCAAGAUACUCACGAGAUUCUACGAGACGGGAAGCAUCCGACCUGGCAGCAUCGGUGGAAGCAAGACGAAGCAAGUAGCUACGCCGACAGUGGUGAAAAAGAUUUUACGGAUGAAGCAGGAGCAGCCGACAAUGUUUGCCUGGGAGAUCCGCGAACAGCUCGCGCGACAGGGUGCUUGUGAUCCCCAGAGCUUACCCUCCGUAUCAUCGGUUAAUCGUAUUCUCAGAGGUGGUGGGCUUCAUACCGAUAUCCCUACCAUCGAGGGAGGUGCAUCCAGUGGCUAUACGUCGCAAAUUCCGUCGAACGCUGGAGCUAGAGAUGCACUCAUGAGAACGGAUUAUCAAUUAUUCUAUCCGGGUGCUUUAGGACCGUUACAUAUUUCUACGAACACUGGCAAUACCGGCACGUCGUCGUGGAAUCAAAGCUUUUAUUCGUCUCUCUAUCAAGCGACCACCUUACACUUGCAGCAUGGAAUGCAAUCCUUCGCACCUUUAGAUGCUGAACGUCUGUCGGAGCAAAACGGCGCACAGAGUCAGCUGGAACUGAAAUCGAGCUCGAGCUCGACGGCCGGUAGCGACGAUUCGCUGGAUAAGAGCGAUUUGGAUGAGAAUCUGGUCGAGUCGCAAGAUCACUACAAGUCUUUUCGAAGCACACCGAUUAUCCUGGAGCUCAGCCAGAAGAUCGGCAGCGAUCGGAGCGCAUUCGUCAGGCACGGCACGCCUAAUUCGCACGCCACGAAUUCGGACAAUUUGCGAGAGAGCCCAAUGUCGAUCGUCGAGACGUUGAAACGAGAUUCCCCGGCAUCGCACAGGAUUCAUGAGGCGAAGAACACAAAUCCGAGCACGACGAUGACGACGAACGAGGGAGCGGAACCCCCCCCCCCCCAGCCGCAAAAGAAGAAGAAUCCCUACUCGAUAGAGGAGUUGCUCAAGAAGGAUGAGAGCAAAUCUGCGUCCAGAAGGCCGAGAUUACCCAACAUCGGCGUGGUCCAACCGUGCGGCAUCAUCGUAAGCAAGGAAAUUUAAAAAAUCUUCGAUAAAUCAAUCUUAUCCGAAGAGAUGGAACGCUGUUGUCGGAGCAAAUACAUAUCGCUUUGCGUUAUGUGAAGUAUGGACUAUAUCUAGAUUCACCAGCCGUGAAUUCUUGCUCGGACGGACAUUAUACAGUGUGAACGUACAUCAUUGGCCAUAGGUACGUGUGUAGUAUUAUAACAUUAUUAACAGGUGUAAAGAAAAAUCGUACGAUAUAAAAUUCGAUGAAAAUUGAACAUGGGGGUCGAAGUAACAGAAGAUUGGUAUCACUAUUGCGACACGUGUACUUGAAAGUAAUUUCUUUGCACCUGAUGAAUUGCCCUUGCGGAUACAGUGAGAAGUAGCGAAUGUCUUAGAUGUCUAACGUCUAACUUAGAGUAUCGACUAAGGAGUUUGAUAGAAGAGUACCGACUAAGGAGUUUGAUAGAAAAUGGUUUUAGAAGCAAACGGUUUUUGAAGCUUCUUAUUCCUCCUUUGAGAGAGAUAGAGAGACAAAAAACAUGGUUGUUCAGUGAAGUAAAAUGAAAAGAUAACGCCAUAUGUAAUAUUAGAAUCGAAAAACUGUAGCGUCGAUCAUAACUUAGUGAAUUAUAUGUAAUCCUUGUGUAAGUUAACUUAUAAUUAAAUUAUUUUCAUUCCUCCUGUUCCGCGUCGCUAAUCUUGAUCGCCGUUUCUUGCUGGCGAUCGACACACGGCUGUUAACUGCUUCGAGAAUCUAAGAUUUCGCUUAACUCUGUAAUUGCGUGCGGCUAGUUAAGAUCGGCGAAAAAAAAAAAAAGAAAAGUGUUUGGAAAUCCGGGAGAAGUUUCCAAUACUUUCACUGAUUUAUCUUGAAUAGUCGAUCGCGAAUCACUGGCGGUGAAAUAUUAAUUAACGUUGCCAGUAUUUCCGGACGGUAAUUACUCUUGCCAAUGCUGAUGCAAAAAAUUCAGCACUUCCAAGCCAUCACGUCACGCAAUAAAAUUCGUACAUUCCACCUUUGAGAGUCAAGACAUAAUUCGUCGACAUAACUGUCGAGACAAAGGAAAACGCGCGAUAUAAAAGUUUCAAACAGCGGAAAUGUUUUUUUUUUAAUCUAGCUUAGCUCGAGCUGAAUCUUGAAACGCGUCUUUGGCAGCCCGCUCGACGGUAUCGCUCGGAAAAGAACGUCGAGCAGGCAAUUAUGCGUCCGUGUCUCCAUUGUAGUUCGCACUUUAGAGCCCGGCGCAAAAUAACCGCGCGAUGCCGUUAUACAUGGCGCGGAGAUCGGGCAAUUAAAUGAAAGCCUAAUAAACGAACGGCUGUAAAGCACGCGGAUGGAGACAUACACGUAAGAAGCCGCGGUGGCGGCGCAGUAAAGUCAUAAACGAUUCGGUCGAGGGUGUCAUACGUGGACACGCCGUGUGUAUACCUUGUAAAAUACGACGAUACGUUGCUCGCGUAAAAAAAAAGGAAUUAAAUAACGGUGUUACCGAGCGGCCGGUAGGGCCUCCCCCAACUCCUUCUCCCUCUUCUCUACUCCUUUGCAUUUACAACGUUGUAAACCUUUGUAUCUCGUUCCUCAUCGCGGACUAAUUAAUGCACUAUAAAACUCUAGUACUUUAUUGCCGAACGAUUUGCUCGUUUUGUUCCCUCACGCCUGCCGAUUGCAUGCUCGCAGGCUAUUUCGGGAUGACAUCUCGAUCUUACAAGAAGCGUGGAAGGAAUCUCGAUUCUCGCGCUUCCUUUUAUUUAUGGUUCUUUCUUUGAAAAGAUUCCGCCGCAAAUCAUCCCGAAAAACCGUACAUGAAGGGAAACGCAGGGGACACACCCCUGUACUUACACUGGCUGUCUUAUAAGCGGAAGCUAAUACGCUAACGCUUGAACUUCCCUUUUAUUUGCCAUACACGGAGAUUACUAGAUCUUAAGAUGAGUGUGGAACACGUUCUGAAAGGAAAAGGCCCGUUACUCGUGUAGGCAUUUGCCUGAAAUAUUUAUUUUAGAUUUAGACGUUGUAAAAUUUUAUGAGCAUUCCGUGCGUCAAACUAUUCGUAAUCUAGAAAAAGAGAAAAUUAAAAUUUGUGUAUCUCUUAUGGAAUGUCAAAGAUGAUUUUUAGAUAUCUAUUUGCCGCGAGAUUUCGAUUUCGCUGCACAGAAUGCUCAUACAGAAAUCUGAUAAUUAGAAUAAUAGUUCUGUACAAUAAUAAUUGCGCCCGAACAGUCUCGUUGGUCUGUAAACUUCAGAAAAUGAUCUCUUUAGAAUUAGGAAAGAAAAAAAUUAAGAAAUUAAAUCACGAUUUAAAUCAAAUGGCGAAAACGAUAUUUAAUUUAAAUCGUGAUUUAAUUAACGACGUUAAAAUAAAAAAUGUUGAAAAAAUUAUGGAUUCAUUAUAGCUCCAAGUUUUUUCGUCGCUGACCUACGGAGACCGUUGCGUAAAAUUAUGCAAGUUAUCAAUUAAAUAAUACUCGUAAUAUAAACUUAUUCUGUAUGAUAUCAUUAAAUACACUAGUCAAAAUGAUAUAUACCAUGUUUAUCUUGUACGUUUUUAUGCCAUGUUUCAUGCAUAUACCAAAACGAUUACAAAAAAAUUACAGCGAUACAAGAAUAGUCGCGUACCAAAAUACGCAUCUUAGUCGAUGCAGUCAUCUUCGACAACUUUUAUGUCUGACAGUUUAUGAAUAAUUAUUAAAUUUUUUUGAUAUUAUGAUAUUGCACACCACAGAAUAGAAUCUAUUUACAUACGAAUUAUGCUUUUUUAUACAUCAUUCAAUCGAAAGUUAUAAAUUGCGGAGUUGCAUUUAAUGUUCCAUUAAUGUUCCAUUUAACUAAAAUAGUAAACAUUUCACAGAAUAAUAACUUAGUGAUAAACAAUUU
Molecule: messenger RNA, 4055 nt
Organism: Trachymyrmex cornetzi
Lineage: Eukaryota; Metazoa; Arthropoda; Insecta; Hymenoptera; Formicidae
Gene: Poxn
Product: paired box pox-neuro
Exons: 6
Coding region: 29-1216 (395 amino acids)
Biological process (GO): regulation of transcription by RNA polymerase II; anatomical structure development
Molecular function (GO): DNA-binding transcription factor activity, RNA polymerase II-specific; RNA polymerase II cis-regulatory region sequence-specific DNA binding
Source: RefSeq, a predicted model, not a curated record